CGCAGACUACCUCUGUGGACCUCCUGCCCGUGACCCUCAGAGUGUGUUCAGCAAGCUUCGCUGGAUUUGGACGCGGGACGGCCAGGCCUGCUGCAGCCAAGGCUCUGCGCACGGUGAUGAGCGGCUCUGGCAAAGGCUCCCUCCUGCUGCUCCUGCUCCUGUCUGGCCUGCUCCUUUGGAAGAAUGUGGCCUCCCAGACCAACUGCCCUGAGGACUCCUCAUGCUGGGUGUGUUGCCUGUGCCUGAUGGACAAGGCCUUCAACCAGUUUCAGAACCUGAGGAACUAUUCCUUAGGACUGUUCUUGGAAUUUCAUAACCAUUAUUUCCCUGGCUCACUCUUCAUCAUGCGAAACUGGAGUAACUGCCACACAUACUCCACCUCCAUCCCGGCUGAGGAGAACCAGCUCCUGCAGAUGCAGUCACAAGACAUCGUCAAGCUGAUCAUCAGGAUGCUGCAGUCCUGGAAUGAACCCCUCUACCACUUUCAAAUUGAAGCCAGUCAUCUGACAGGAUUUCCCACGGCACUCGAGAACAAAACAAUCCAUGCUGUGACGAAAAGCAACCAACUUCAAGGAACCCUGCAGAAGUUAGCCAGUCAGUUUGUUCCUGCAGCCACAGACACCGUGGACUCCGCUGCCGGGAUAGAAGUUGCUUCUCUACAGUCAACUACUGAAAAAUCUCGCUGGUUAUCAUUUUACUACAUGUUUCUCUGCCUGAACAAGGAUGUCCAUAGGAUUCACAAAUACUUCACCUUCCUCCAGGGCCAAGUCAUCUAUCGUGGGAGCUGCUAAGCCCCUACUCAUUGCUGUGUUUCUGAGAUGUUUCUUAAUUAGCUAUUUCUUAUGAAACUUCUAGUUUUUCUUUUUUGCUUUUUGAUGCAGAAUUGGAUGUAAAAGUGUAAGAUGUCUCUUAUUAAAAAAUUAGCAACUGAAUCCUUAAGACUGUCAUACUCUUAAAAGUUAAUUAUGAAAACUGCUUCUCCAUACUCAGUCGAACACCAAAGUAAAUGCUAUACCACUGUGAGCAAUUCCUGCCAAAAUUCAUCAGGAAUGAAAGAAACCAGCCUUGCAGAUAAGACAACUAGCAAUACUCUUCAGAAGUGUAGCAAAUUAAUGCAGGGAAAGUCACGAGGUCCAGCUGUAGAUUGCUAUUAGUCAUUCUACUUAUGCUAUAGGGAAGAAUGAAUUCUGAGGACUCUGGGAAAGCUGCCACAUCCUACGGGCCGACAUUCACAGUAUUUGGACAGACAAUACUGGUUCUGUUGUAACCGCUAUUGCCCUCCGUGGCGUGAGAUUUACUGAACCACUGCAACUUGGGACUCAAGCACGACGGCUUUGUAUUGCUCUCACGGCUGUGCUCACACACGUACCCUGCAGUCCCAUCUCAUGAGCGUCGUCUUGGAAACACUCCCUGUGCGCUCCUCACUCUGCACCUGAUAAGUCCGGUUCCCUCAAGCUCUGAGUCCAUCGAGCAUUUGCCCAUUGAAUACGUUCCUCUCCUCUACAGCAGCUCAGGGUCACAGCAGGCAGAGCAGAUGGUCAGUUUAGCCGUUUUUCUUCUCCACCCCUUCCUCCUUUCAAGUGAGAAACACCUCACACCCGUGACAACCUAAGGACCUCCACGAGGCCCCAACUCUUAACAUCCAACAAUGUCCUCCACUGCCACUGAGCCUCAAUCACAUGAAGCCUGGGGGCUCACCCAGAGCCUGUCCAUACUGUACCAGCAGGGAAAUACUACAAAGUUGAUGAGCUCAGCAGCUUAGAGUAAUGGAGGGAUUUCUUCCAGUUCCAAAGAAGUACAACCCAAUCAAAAGUACAUGCUCUACUAACUGCAGAAACAAAAUUAGAUCAUCUGAAUAGUCCCAUAAAAUUUGGAGGUACGGUAGAAAUGGACACUACGAUGUAGAGUUUUCAGUCCCAGAAUUAAUGACAAUUUUACACAAUCUCUUUCCCAGAAUAAGAGAAAUAGCGAAUAGUUUCUCUGGUGUGAGAAAUUAAAGUUCUAAAUAAGCUUCGAAUUUUAUAACUGACCGUGUGAAAUUGGAAGAAAAGGGCUAAACAUGUAGGGGAAGUAGGAAGAGUAGG
This is a messenger RNA of Fukomys damarensis (Damara mole-rat), 2084 nucleotides long. Its product is annotated as prolactin. The transcript has 6 exons. NCBI's taxonomy places the organism in Eukaryota, Metazoa, Chordata, Mammalia, Rodentia, Bathyergidae. The record is from RefSeq and is a predicted model, not a curated record. Gene Ontology annotation, molecular function: prolactin receptor binding; hormone activity. Gene Ontology annotation, cellular component: extracellular region. Bases 117 to 791 code for a protein of 224 amino acids. Gene Ontology annotation, biological process: mammary gland development; female pregnancy; positive regulation of cell population proliferation.